Molecule: messenger RNA, 1253 nt
Organism: Thrips palmi
Lineage: Eukaryota; Metazoa; Arthropoda; Insecta; Thysanoptera; Thripidae
Gene: EMC3
Product: ER membrane protein complex subunit 3
Exons: 2
Coding region: 99-857 (252 amino acids)
Biological process (GO): protein folding in endoplasmic reticulum
Cellular component (GO): membrane; EMC complex
Source: RefSeq, a predicted model, not a curated record
GGGGAUGCAUGAUUUUCAACUGUCAGCAGUCAGCAGCCGAUCAAUAGGUUACCGACCGUCGUCAACAUCGGUAUUAAGUUUCUUUAAGAUUUAUUGAAAUGGCCGAGCUGUUACUUGACCCGGAUAUACGAGUGUGGGUGUUUUUACCCAUUGUCGUUAUAACAUUUCUCGUGGGUAUAGUGCGUCACUAUGUUUCCAUAUUGCUCGCUACUCAAAAGCGGGCUGAGCUCCAGCAACUUCAAGAUUCGCAGGUUAUGAUCCGGGCUCGGUUGCUGCGAGAAAAUGGACAUUAUCUACCUCGUUCGUCCUUUGUAAUGCGUCGCCAUUUUUUCAACAAUGAAGAAACUGGUUAUUUCAAAACUCAGAAAAGACAAGCUGUAUCUCAAAACCCAAUGACUGAUCCAAGUAUGAUGACAGAGAUGUUAAAGGGAAAUAUUACUACAGUUUUACCCAUGAUUGUUAUUGGUGGAUGGAUCAACUGGACAUUCUCAGGCUUUGUUACCACAAAAGUACCAUUCCCCCUUACUUUAAGAUUUAAACCUAUGUUGCAAAGAGGAAUUGAGCUUGUAUCUCUAGAUGCUGCUUGGGUUUCCUCUGCUAGUUGGUACUUUCUCAAUGUUUUUGGUUUAAGAAGUAUUUAUACUUUAGUCUUAGGUGAGAAUAAUGCUGCUGAUCAGUCUCAACAUCUCCAGGAUCAAAUGUCAGGUGCAGCAAUGGCUAUGCCGCCUGAUCCAAAAGUUGCAUUUAAAGCAGAAUGGGAAGCUCUUGAAAUUUGUGAACACCGGUGGGCAUUAGAAAAUGUAGAAAGUAUUCUUUUAGGUACGCAAAAUCCUGCUCUUGAGCAGCCCGUCAGCUGAUGAGUUGGUAUUUAGAGGUAUAAUGUUUCAUGUUGACUCUUGCUGUUGUCAGUGGGAAAAGGGGUCGUUCCAAAAAAAUUUGUGCAUUGUUUGCACCCUGUUAUCCUUUAAAUUAUUUUAUGAGUUGUAGGAGGUUCCAUCCUCCUUCCAAAUCAGUAUGGCUUUUGUGUGUUUUGUGCCUUAUUUAUAUUAAAUUUCAUUUAUGUAUGCUUUAGCCACAAGUACUACAUAUUAUUUGGUUUCUUUUGAACUCUGUUUAAACUUGAGUGAUCUGUUAAAUUACUGCUGAGACUUUUCAUGUAAAAUUGUUGCAUAAUCUCUGUACACUUUAUAUCUUUAUGUUACCUUAUAGCAUAAUUAAACAGACGAAAUAUACUAUUGAUUGGAGUUACUGUA